This is a messenger RNA of Harpegnathos saltator (Jerdon's jumping ant), 1884 nucleotides long. It is a transcript of the gene CPR6, whose product is annotated as cuticular protein 6. The transcript is spliced from 3 exons. Gene Ontology annotation, cellular component: extracellular matrix. NCBI's taxonomy places the organism in Eukaryota, Metazoa, Arthropoda, Insecta, Hymenoptera, Formicidae. The coding region runs from base 888 to 1439 and encodes 183 amino acids. The record is from RefSeq and is a predicted model, not a curated record.
UCGAAUAAGUAACAGUCGGCAAUAAUAAAUCAAAUAGCUAAACUAUCGCUCGUGUGAAAUGUUUAAUUCGACCGGUGGAUUUUAAUUUUACAUUCAUUUGGCUAUUCUCUACCGCUGUUUCGGUAUUCAUUGCAAUGAAUGGCGGAUUCUCGCGUGUGCGUAUGUAUGUAUGCAUGCAUGCAUGCAUGCAUGCGGAGCAAACAAGCCGAGAAAUAAGGUUUAUCCGUCGACGAUUACCUUCCUCCAUCUAUCCUUUCGACACAAUCGACCCUGACGAUCGCUGGAAUCAAUUCGCAGCAUCUUUAACGUCUAACUGCAGGAUUCGCACGAGUGACGUCCAUGAGCAACGGCGGACAAUCAUCCGCGCGUUCAGUUAAUCAGCGGCCGCGCAUUUUAUCGAUAAACUAUCUCGCGAAACUAUCCAGCGACCUUUCGUUCCGUUCGUUCCUUCGGCCAAAAUCGAGCGCGAUAAUGACGACAACGAUGAUAAACGAUGAUAGACGAAUUGAUCCCGAAUUGAAUCUCUCUCUCUCUCUCUCUCUCUCUCUCUCUCUCUCUCUCUCUUUCCCUCUCGCACGAGUGAAUAACUCCGCGAUGUACCGUCAUGACGCGACGUUCGCUGCGGCGAAGGUGAGCCGCGUGUGGACGAGCGUGUCGUGUGUUUUCUCACACGCAAAAAGAUCCUUCAGAGAGGGUAGGGUCGUAGAGUAGUGGUGGUGGUGAUGGUGGUGGCGGCGGCACGAGGCCGAGAGCUUUUGCCCGGAACGGAAGCAUCGUGAGUGGGAGAUGAAUAUAAGACCAUCGUCCGGGAAUAAUGCUAUCAGUGACUUUGCGCUACAGUCGCUUGCAUACAGUAAACGCGGAACAGCUGAAACGUGGAAGGUAUCAUGCUGAAGACAAUUUCGUUGCUCUGUGCCGCCCUGGCGUGCGGUAACGCGGUUGUUCUCAGCGGCUACAACGGCGGCGGACACGGCCUGUCCUACAGCGACUACAGCGAUCUCGAUGGAUAUCUGGGAGCCGCGGAAUACAAGGUUCUGCCGACGGUCGCGGUCCCGGUGCACGCGGUGUCCGCUUCACCGGUGCACGUCGACGACGCGACUCUGGAUCACGGCCUGCAUGGUUACAAGCACGACACCGAUCACGACCACGAUUACUACUCGCAUCCGAGAUACACCUUUAAUUACGGCGUACACGAUCCCCAUACUGGCGACGUGAAAACGCAACACGAGGUGCGCGACGGCGACGUCGUUCACGGCUCGUAUAGCGUCAACGAGCCCGACGGAAGUGUGCGGAUCGUCGAGUACACGGCCGACGACCACAACGGAUUCAACGCUGUGGUGAAAAAGGUGGGACCGGCGUUGCACCCGAAGCCGGUUCCGGUAGUCAAGUAUAUCUCGCCGGCGUAUUACAACAAUUACGACUACGAGAAGCACUAUUGACUCAACCGUCGUGUAAAUAGAUUCGAAUCGGGCGUCUAAUCGCGCCCUAAAGGGCAUCGGCGUAUGUAAUCUCAAUCAACUCAACUUCGAUCAACGUGUUUACCCGGCAACUAGACGCGAAUAGACAAGAUUAUCGAAACAUCAUGUCGCUCUUGUCGAUACGCUCGCUCAUUUUUACCGCCUGGAUCAAUAAAAACGAGAAUAAUAUCACUUUUCACCAUGUGCCACUAAUGAAACAAGUACAAGCACGAUCUUGCUCUUCUUUAUUUUGUCUCCUGAUGCUCUUUCCGAGAUGCUCGAUUCAACAUUCAACAGAAGCGGCAGCGGUAGCGCGAAUAUUGAUUAUUUUUUUGCAUUACACGGCGCAGUUCAGGUAGUUUUAUCUAUUUAUUAUUUGGUACUCUCUCUCUCUCUCUCUCUCUCCCUCUCUCUCUCUCUCUCUCUG